Messenger RNA from Fusarium pseudograminearum CS3096, 1683 nucleotides. RefSeq lists its product as uncharacterized. The coding region runs from base 1 to 1683 and encodes 560 amino acids. NCBI's taxonomy places the organism in Eukaryota, Fungi, Ascomycota, Sordariomycetes, Hypocreales, Nectriaceae. The record is from RefSeq and is a predicted model, not a curated record. The transcript has 3 exons.
AUGACAGGCUUCCGUUUGGGCCUCAAGGCCUCCAUUCUCACCCUUCUCGCUUCUACCGCACACGCCCUUCGCUUCACACCCGACUCUGAGUGUGCUGCUCUAUGCUCGAGUGAAUCGAAUUCAACUGCUUCCGACUCCGAGUCAUCCAUAACAAAGCCGUCCGACGUCGUGUGCGAGGACAAUGGAUAUUCAGAUACAGGCAACGGUAUCAGGUUCAAGAAUUGCCUGAAUUGUCUCCAGAAGAGUGACUCGACAUGGAAGGAAGAAAGCGAUGUGUCCUGGUUCCUCUACAACGCCCGAUAUGCCUUCGACGUUUGUCUGUACUCUUAUCCUGAUGCGGUGGACUCGGGUACCAUCAACUCGCCGUGCAAUAUUGAAUCUUCCUGCGGGUCUCUACAAGAUGCUCUGACAGUUUCUCUUCUCAAGACAGAUACAGAUAAUCAGUUCGAUUAUUGUGAGGCCGAAGACUCCAUUAUCAAGAGUUCUAGCUACAAAGAGUGCAUUGGCUGCUUACGAUCAACAUCGAACCAAAAGUAUCUUGCAAACUUUCUGGUAGCUCUUAAGGCUGGAUGCAUCCAGAAACCCAAGAAGGGCGAUGUCAUUGGUCUCAGUGGCACGACCUUCACAACCUCACUCAUUAACAUCACCGACCCCAACACAAAUGAAACUCUUCCUGGUGAUGACGGUGCGCCUGUUGGCUCUAUGACCACGGGAACGAUUGUUGGCAUUGCCGUUGGAUGUGGUUUAGCAUUUGCUGGUGCGAUUUGGCUUCUCUUCAUAUAUUGUCGACGGAGCAGAAGACGCCAGGGAGCAGGAAUCAAGAUUGAAUCACCACCACCAGACGCUCCUAUGAAUGAUCGCUCCAUGUAUGGGAUUCAGAAGUCCUCAUACUUCAUCGACCAACCAGGCCGUCCCCUGUCAACGAUGAGUAAUGCCGCACGCUUUGGAGCACAUUCUCGAAAUGCAUCCAAUGCAGAGUAUUAUGAUAGUCUCGAAGAUGGGAGAGGAAGCUCGGAAACACCUGUCACCUACCACUACGCACCUCAUUCGAAGUACAACGCGCCCAACGGCGCCCUUCCCACACACCCAGCAUACAUUCCUCGUGUCGCCAGUCGUCUACCUGAUCCUAAAGCGCCUGCGCCGUCAGGUCUUCGCAAUGUCAAGACAAAUGUGCCUGAUUCAUACGCCCUUCAAACAUAUCUCAAUGCUAACGGGAGUGAAUCUCGGCGCGCUGCGGAUACCCCAUCAGGGAGUUUAACCAGUUCUCUCGCUGGUAGCCGCAAUCCUUCCCCAGUUCCGCCACAAUAUGUCCCUGCCAACCCAUCAGCAUCAGUACCACCUCCUCCACCUGGGCCACCUCCAAUGCCCGAACCGCAGAAGUCAAGACUACCUAGUCUUGCGUUCCCCUCCCUCACUAAGCUCUCGAUUCCUAGGAAGAAGACGGUUCCUCAACUUAAUUUGUUGGAGGCGACACCUGUUUCCGCGGUUGAUAACAAUCCUAACCACGAAUUGAGGAUCUCGAAGCCUCUUGCUGUCUUGGAUCCCAGAUUCCAGGACAAGCCACUUGGAGGCGGGCAAAUUUUGUCUCAUGAGAUCCCAGCAGGGUUCAAUGACGAAUACCUUAAGAGACGGGAUGCUAACAUUUCCCCGAUGUUAAGCGGCAAUAGUCGUGUCUAUGGAUGA